UGGAAUGUCUAUACGUAGGAAAAUUUGUACAACGUUAGUUUGCUUUAAACCUGCUACACAGAAUUACCCAUUGGAACACCGCUGUUUUCUAAUUGGAUUUUCAAAGCGUAUUCUUAGGAUUUUGUCAUUGAUUGCUUUAUGCGGCAUCAGUCUAUUAAAAUUUCCUGACUGAUAAUGUAGUUGAUAGAAUUAUCUGUAUAAUUAACAAUUAUAAAAGAAACAGGUGUCAACUAAAUGUUUUAGAUAGUAUCUGAUAGAAUUUCAUUUUUCUUACAGUAUUAAUCAAUAGUGUUUUCUACACUUUGAAUUUGGAUAUAAUAGUGUUCUUUAUUAAAAUUUCCCGUUACUAAAGAUAUUAUUACAGAAGAUAGCCAAAUGAAGUGAUAGGAUGUAAACGUGUUUAAUUUUUCCUUCCCUUUAUCUAUACCGACUGCAGAGAAAGAUCUGACCUCUGCCAUUGCCUACUUCCAAUGGGGAGGAGCUGCUGCUUCGUCCCGGUUUUCAUUGGCCCUCAGCUUCUACCGUGCAGUGGGGGUAUCUGUAAUGAUAUUCAGCAUGUUUUGCACAAGAAAUGUCAGCCAGAAAGGGCUAUCUUCUUCCUUCGCCAAAUUAUACCACAACAAUGUCAUGCUCAGAUAGCCCGGUAGGAAACUCUUUUUUAGUGGACUCCUUGAUCAGUGCCAGCCGUGGUGAAGGAGGUGGAGGAGGGGGUUACUAUCAGGGUAGUGGCGUUUAUUUGCCGCCACCUUCUGAACUCUCUUACGGGCUUCCGAACUGUGGAUUUUUUCCGGGGCUUGGCAAAAGGAACGAGGGUACCCCUCAGACUAUGGUGCCCACUUCUAGCCCUUACAUGCCCGGCAUGGAGGUUUGGUUAGAUCCUCCACGACCGUGUCGCAUGGAUCAGCCUACAAGUCAGCAGGUAGCGCCGUGUUCUUUUUCCCCGAACAUCAAAGAGGAGAAUUCAUACUGUAUUUACGAGUCAGAAAAAUGCCCUAAAGCUUCCACAGCAGAGGAUCUCUCGUACUCAAGGCUAACCUCAGGAUCCUGCUCCGGGAAUGAUACUAGCACGGUACCAGUACCAGGUUACUUCCGCCUUGCUCAGACUUACACUACUUCUAAGGUUUAUCAUGCUGGGUCUUCCCAGUUUGUACUGCAGCCCCAGACUGGUUUUGAUACUCCCCCAUCUUCUUCUACGUCUGCAGAGCCGAUCAGGAGAGGGGGCGAAGAAGCGUCUUCUGGUACUUUAACGUGCGCUUCACAGAGAGAAGACGAUUUACAUGCUUCUUCAGCUACAGGAGACUCGUCACCAGAUCCCACAGCAAACACCAAAACGUGUCCAGAUAAAGCGGCCAAAGGAGAAACCAAAAAUGAAAGCACUGCAAACUGGCUGACAGCGAAAAGUGGAAGGAAGAAACGAUGUCCUUAUACAAAACAUCAGACACUGGAGCUUGAGAAAGAGUUCCUUUUUAAUAUGUACCUGACUCGAGAGCGUCGCCUAGAGAUCAGCCGCAGUGUCCAUCUGACUGAUAGACAAGUUAAAAUAUGGUUUCAGAACAGAAGAAUGAAACUGAAGAAAAUGAGCCGGGAAAAUAGAAUUCGAGAACUUACUUCGAAUUUCAGUUUUUCUUGAUGAAUUCAAGGAGCUUUUUCUCAAAUUCGUAAGAAAAACGCUGUUCUUUCAAAAAAAAGUUAAUUACGGACUUCAUUUUAUUGUUAUUAUUAUUAUUAUUAUUAUUACUACUACUACUAUUAUUAGUAGUAUUAUUAUUAUUAGCCGUAGUAAUAAUAAUAAUGCUAUAUUUGAAUUGAUAGAAACAACAGCAGCAACAGUAAUAUUAAUAAUAAUAAAAUACUUGGAUAAUAUAAUUUCUAUGAUAUAUAACAAUCAUUAUUUGCUGAACUGAACCAAUGUUUGUUUACAUUUUUUUCCUUUUGACAGUUGUAUAAAGCGCAUUAGCAUUGUACACGUUUUGCCAUCAUUACCAAACAGAUUUCAAAGUAGAAGAAAGAGAACGAUUUACAGAAACUGAAAAAGUAUAUUUUAAUCAUUUCGUUUACAUCUAAUUCAAACUCGAAUGGCAUAAUAUAUGAGGCAUGAUUAGGAUAUUGUUAAAAUAAUUUACUAUUUAAAUACGAAAUCAUCUUGUACCUUUGACAAACAUUACUCAUCCAUAGACACGUAUGUGUUUGCUAUUGAAUGUCUAGGUCAACUUGCAGCAAAAUGUAUGUCUGCGUAUUUGUGUGUGCGUGCGAAUUAUUGUACGCAAAUAUUUUGAAACAUGUACUUUAUACGCACAUGAAUACACGUAUUCGUUGAUUUUUUUAUUUUUACUUUAUUAUUUUGGAUGAAUAAGAGGAUGAUGGAUAUUCACUUUAUUUAUUUGACUUACCCAAUUAUUUACAAAGAACACAUUAGUAAUUAUAUAAAAUAGUGAACAGUUUACACAAUUGUAUUUUCACAACAUUUUUGCAUAUGUUUAUGCAUACAAAUUACGUUGUUUAUGUCUGAUAUUAUAUAGUUUAUUACUUAUUAAAUUCAUGGUGCACGAUUUGACAUUUGUCAAAACAAUGUUCAAGGUAAUGUUAAACUUACUGUAUACAUAGAAACAAAGGUAUGUGCUUCAUUACAUAUAUGUACACACUAUACAUAGCGUGUGCGCAAAUGAUAUGCACCUUUUUCACCACAAACUGGUACGUGGAUUUCUUUUCUCAAUUGGAGAAUAAAAUUACUUUGUAUUUGCCUUAUUCUGUUGUUUACUGUAUUAAGGAUAAUUUAAUAACUAAGACUUUAAAAAUGAUGGAUAAUGUAAAGUGAUAUGCUUUGAGUGAAUGUAGCAUAUAUUCUUAAAAAUUUGUACUAAUUUGUUUAAAAAAUAACAGAACCUACUUUGCAAAAGAACCUAACUGUGGGCAUUUAUGUACAAUUCUUGUUGUAUGAAUA
Messenger RNA from Erpetoichthys calabaricus (reedfish), 2941 nucleotides. It is a transcript of the gene hoxa10b, whose product is annotated as homeobox A10b. The coding region runs from base 572 to 1630 and encodes 352 amino acids. Gene Ontology annotation, cellular component: nucleus. Gene Ontology annotation, biological process: regulation of transcription by RNA polymerase II. Lineage: Eukaryota; Metazoa; Chordata; Cladistia; Polypteriformes; Polypteridae. The transcript is spliced from 2 exons. Gene Ontology annotation, molecular function: RNA polymerase II cis-regulatory region sequence-specific DNA binding; DNA-binding transcription factor activity, RNA polymerase II-specific. The record is from RefSeq and is a predicted model, not a curated record.